AACAUACAGAACCUAAAGCCCAAUCUUACGUGGCAAAUUAUCCAUUUUUUUCUUUUCAUAUUUCCAGAAUCUGCAAUUUUUAUCAAUUUUCUCCAUUUUCAUUAUUUUUAUUUCUUCACUCCGUCGAAUCCGAAAUUCCGGCCCCGGAAAAUUCAAUUAUUCCGACGAAUUUCGAAUUUAUUCUCAUUAAUAUUUCAAUUUAAUCAAAACAAAUCAAAAUUUAUGCAAAAAAGAAAAAACAAAAAAAAAAAACAAAAUAGUAAAAAAAAAAGUGAAUAAAUGUGGUAUAGAUCUCCUUCCUUCAUCCUUGAUAACCAAGCACAAGAAAAAUUAUUACUUCAACAACAAAACGACGACGUUUUGAAUCCACCACCACCUCCUUCAAUGUCGGAAACUUCCGUCCUAAACCCUAACCCUAAUAUUUCGGCGUAUUAUCAAACAAGGGCGGCUCAUCAUGCGGUUGUUACGAGCGAUUGGUUGGCGCAAGCUCAGGCAGCCGUUGCCGGCGGAGUUUCCGGCGAGGUUACGGCGGCGGAGGUGGAGGAUGGUUGUGGGGUUGAGAAGGGGGGAAGUGUGAUUGAGGAGUUUAAUAGUUGGCGAAAACAGCCUGAUUUGGCUGAGGCUGUUGCGGCAAUUAGGGCUUUGGCUUCUGUGAUUAGGUCGAGUAAUGCUACUACUAUGAUGGAACUUGAGAUUGAGCUUAAGAAAGCUUCUGAUUCUCUUAAGUCAUGGGAUGCAACGUCCAUCUCCUUAACUGCUGCUUGUGAUCUGUUUAUGCGAUAUGUAACCAGAACUUCUGCCUUAGAGUAUGAAGACUUUAAUUCCGCUAGGUCUCGCUUAAUCGAGCGUGCAGAGAAGUUUGGGGAGAUAUCUUACAAGGCACGUAGAAUCAUCUCAAUGCUUAGCCAAGAUUUCAUAUUUGAUGGAUGCACCAUAUUGGUUCACGGUUUCUCUCGAGUUGUCUUCGAGGUGUUGAAGACAGCAGCGCAAAAUAAAAAGUCCUUUCGUGUUUUUUGCACAGAGGGAAGGCCCGACAGGACUGGAUUACGUUUUUCAAAUGAAAUGGCCAAGCUUGAUGUUCCGGUGAAACUCCUAAUUGACUCAGCAGUUGCAUAUUCUAUGGAUGAGGUUGAUAUGGUUUUUGUUGGGGCCGAUGGAGUGGUUGAAAGUGGUGGCAUAAUUAACAUGAUGGGAACCUAUCAGAUUGCAUUGGUUGCUCACAGCUUGAACAAACCAGUUUAUGUUGCUGCUGAAAGUUAUAAGUUUGCCCGUCUCUAUCCUCUGGAUCAAAAAGACAUGGCUCCUGCCCUCCGCCCUAUUGACUUUGGUGUGCCUGUUCCAUCAAAGGUUGAGAUCGAAAAAUCUGCCCGUGACUAUACACCUCCGCAAUAUCUGACUCUUCUAUUUACAGAUCUUGGUGUUUUGACACCAUCUGUAGUCAGCGAUGAGCUUAUUCAGCUUUACCUGUAGUUGUGCCUAGAUUGGAUUUUGAUUGAUGGGCUACCAAUGUAUCAGCGACGUAUUACUCUUAUUGUAAUGAUAAAAUCCCACAUAGGGGUUUGAGUUUUGAAAUUUUUGGUUGAAAUUUUUUGGUCAUCAA
This is a messenger RNA of Chenopodium quinoa (quinoa), 1600 nucleotides long. RefSeq names its product translation initiation factor eIF-2B subunit alpha-like. Bases 280 to 1470 code for a protein of 396 amino acids. The record is from RefSeq and is a predicted model, not a curated record. The transcript is spliced from 5 exons. Gene Ontology annotation, cellular component: eukaryotic translation initiation factor 2B complex. Gene Ontology annotation, molecular function: guanyl-nucleotide exchange factor activity; translation initiation factor activity. Gene Ontology annotation, biological process: translational initiation. Lineage: Eukaryota; Viridiplantae; Streptophyta; Magnoliopsida; Caryophyllales; Amaranthaceae.